Molecule: messenger RNA, 12573 nt
Organism: Ectocarpus siliculosus
Lineage: Eukaryota; Phaeophyceae; Ectocarpales; Ectocarpaceae
Source: the annotation of a GenBank genome assembly
AUGAGCCCGCGAAAAGGACACGUCAAGGCAGGGAAGUCCAGCACAUCCGCCGUCCUGGGCUACUCGGCACAAACGAGACUGCACGAAGAGCCGUCGUCUGCGCCGGUGUCGGGAUCCAUGAUGUCUUCAGGAAAUAUGGCGCCCCGCAUGAAGCUAGCUACCCGUUUAUUUUUCGUGCGGCUGACAACCCAGGCUGCUGGUGGAGACCCAAGCACCCUACAUCAGUCACAGUCAAGGCUCACCUCGCUAGGACAAUUUCAAGCGGAAAGCGCAGCUGGAAGACCAGCUGGUGGUGCCGCCCGGAGUAGCCUUGUGGCCGGGUUAAAAAGACGCGACAAGCCACAGCACCCUGGGCGAUUGGAUAUGGAAGUGGCAGUGAAGGACAAAAGGGUAAAGGGCGACGUGAACGCAGCAGGAGCCGCACACGGCGGGAGAACCGAUACCACAAGCAUGGCAUCGAGAGGUCGUUUGCAAAGAGAUGCCUCGGCGGCUAGAACACAUGCUGUUCCAUAUGGCGGUUUCAUCAAGAGCCUGGAGACCAGCCCCUUGUGGAAGGACCCGUUUCGCAAUCCCAACGUGUUUCUGUACCUCAAGGCGGAUGCUGAAAAUCCGUACAAGUUGACCAUUGUGGACUCGAUGGAGCCUUCUUCGGACAAAUUCUACACUCUGAGUAUGAACGGUCUGGUGUGUUCAACCAGAGAUCGUACUGAGUUCGUCACGGUGGAGCAGUUCGAGCGCCAGUAUAUGCAAUACCAUCGGAUAGCAGCCCUACCAUUCUUCAGACAGUACAGUCAAUGGAAGUCUUUUGCGGAGUGGAAGAGUUUCGUGCAUAUUCGAAAACGGGCCAAGUGCCGCGCUGUGCUGGAAGAGGAUUUAUUCUCUCUUCAUCCGUGGCUAAGAAUCGGCAUUCGUCGGCUGAAAGAGUUGUGUUACGAGCUGAGCACCCACCGUGCGUUCAAAGUGGACUUCGGAACGCAUACUCUGGAAAACUUUUGCAAGGCACAAUCUACACAACGUGACCAUCUCGACUUGGUGCUUCAGCAGUUCUCGGUCAACGUUCGCGAGGCUGUCAUGAAGUCGUGCGAGGAUACGUUGUAUAAUUUUUUGCAUAGGGCUGGAUUUAACGUCAAGGCAUCUACACCAGAAGAAGCACGCGAGCUGUUGAUGAAAACAAUGGAGGAAGUUAACCCGUCCGAAAUAUCGUUCACUGAACGUGCUGCCAUGAGGACCCAAUGUCGGAAGCUGGCGAAAUUCAUGAAGGUGGCCGACUUCCUCGUUGCGGAUACCUACCUUGACGUGGCGUUGGAAUCAACAAGAGACCUUCUGCUGGAGAUGCAGCGUGCUGCGGACUCGACAUCGGACACGGAAGUGAUGGACCUCCAAUCGCUAAAGGAAGAAAGCAACCAGUCCUCCCAAAGGCUUCGAGUAAUGCUGUUCGACGGGUUAACUGUCGUGGCAACCCCCCGCCGCCUUUUGAGCGAACCCAGCUUCAAAGCGUUCGUGAGCCCCAUUGUGGAUGAGCGUGGGACGUUUGGUGAGGGACAAGAUCUGGAGGCCGUGAUUAUGGAGGACUCUGACUUCCAAGAUAUGCUGGAUGGCAUCCAUCGGAAUAUCGCCCAUUCCUUCAGGCGCACCGAUACAUAUACCUCCUCCUUCGACCCACUCACACAUUGCUACUUGGAGAACGCAAAAUUUGCUCGAGAAGUUUCUGUCAGCUACUAUGCCAAUGCAAAUGUCGAGCAGCUGAAGACCCUGCUUUUCAACUACGACGACCAGACGACACGGUUUAAGCGUAUCAAGACUUGGCAGGAUGUUGGCCUUAUCCGCGUCGGAAGUGCGAAGCUCGAAGCGAUGCUUCGUCCUAGCCCCGAAAGGUGCCUGGACAUUGUGCAUCGAGUUGUACCGCAGCUGUACAAAAACAACCACGAACUCCUUCUGAAUGAGCUGAGCCAAUCGCUGGAUGCCAUGAGCAAGAAAUCCAGGAGCGUGGAAGAUUUCGCCAAUCUCAUUUUACAAUACAGGGGCGCGAAAGAACGAGCCGGAGAAAUGCAAGAGAGAUAUACAUUUCUUGCGUCCUUGUACGAGGUUAUGGAAGGGAACGGCGUCACCAUCACUGACGAUACUCGAACAGCAGCGAACAUGAUCGUCAAGGCCCUGAGGAUGGAUCUUGGGCAUGGCAUGAUACAGAAUCCAGCAGCAGAGGUGACAGAAGUUGUCGAGUACCUCGUCACGUGCGAAAAGACUCUGGCAAGCCUCUACACACUGGCAGAUUGCCUCAUCAGUUGGCAGACCAUUUUGCAGACCGGGUCCUUCGAUCGGGACGAGCUGGAAGAAAUCGAGUCGGAAAUGAGUCAAAAGACACGUCUGUGGCGGGGCAUCCAAACCUUUGAAGAGUGUCUAGAGAGUUGGGGAAACACUUCCUUCGAAGCUCUUGAUAUCGAGGCAAUGGAAACAGAAAUUGUCAGAUUCUGGCGGAUAGUGCAGCUCUCCGAAAAGCAGCUCCCUACUAACCCUGCUGUUGGACGACUCAAGCAUAUGGUCGACGAGGUAAAGCUCACGGUUCCAGUGGUGGCUGACCUCCGCAGCGGAACAUUGAUGGACAGACACUGGGAGGAACUCGAUGGCGUUUUGGGCAUGGAUAUCCGAGGGCAAGGAUCAGUGACCUUUGAACAAAUGAUGAAGGCUAACCUCAAGAACGUGUCAGACCAAGUCAAUUCCGUUGUCACCAACGCCGAGCAAGAGUCCUUCCUCUCCCAACUGCUGCAAAAGGUUCAAUGCGCCUGGGCUGAUGCGACGUUCGAAUUGAAGGCGCACAAGGAGAAAAAAGAUGUGUUGAUUCUGAGCGACACGGACGACCUCACAGCUCGUGUAGACGACUGUGUCGUUACCAUGGGCAAUAUCCUAGCAUCGCCUCACGUCGGCCCGAUCCGCUCUGAAGCGGAAGAGUUCGGGGGCAAGCUAAACCUGCUGCAGGCUACGCUGGAAGAGUGGUUGGUUCUCCAGCGCAUGUGGGGGUACAUCUCGUCAAUUUUUGCCGCACCUGAUAUACAGAAACAGCUUCUUGGGGAGGCCAGAGCUUUCAGGGCGGUCGAUACGUUUUUCAAGGACACUAUGAAGAAGAUCGCGGAGCAUCCCCACUGUCUCACAGCCGGGAUUGCACCGGGUUUAUUAGACAAGUUCAAGAGAAACAACGAGAUUCUGGAAGGAAUCGCAAAAGGCUUGGACGCGUUUCUCGAGGUGAAACGGCAGGCGUUUCCUCGUUUCUACUUCCUUGCGGAUGACGAGCUACUGGAGCUACUAAGUCGCUGUCGCGAUACGAACGCUGUCCAGCCACACUUGCGAAAAUGCUUUGAUGCGGUCCAUUCUCUCGACUUUGGGGACGGACCUGGCUCUAACACCAUCAAUGCUAUGGUAAGUCGGGAAGGGGAAAGCCUGGCCUUGGGACCAAACCUCAAGGCCCGGGGCGCGCUGGAGGACUGGCUCACGGCGAUGGAGGAAAACAUGCGCAAGGUUCUUCAUCGCUUCAUCAAGGUUGCCUUGACCGAACUCGAGGGCAUCAACUUCGAUGGAGGCAAGAAGGAAGAAAUGACCCCACUUCAACGAACUCUGGCUGUGGCCUUGGUGACCGCUGAAGUGCACAAUCGGGACGUGGUGGAGGUAUUGGUAAACAAGGACGUGAGCGAUCCCCAGAACUUUCUGUGGCAGGCACAGCUCCGGUUCUAUUGGGAUGCUGACACCGUCAAAAUUCGGCAAAGCACGGCCAUAAUGCGAUAUGGCUUUGAGUAUCAGGGUGCCAGCACUCGGUUGGUCAUUACGCCACUCACUGAACGGUGCUGGAUGACGAUAACGGGCGCGUUCGACUUGAAACUGGGCGCAAACCCUCUUGGUCCGGCGGGAACGGGCAAGACGGAGUCUACAAAGGACUUGGCGAAGGGCCUUGGCACGCAGUGUAUCGUGUUCAACUGUUCAGAUCAGAUCGACCACACAAUGCCUGCAAGGCUGUUGGCCGGGCUGGCGCAAACCGGGGCAUGGACUUGCUUGGACGAGUUCAACCGCAUCAACAUCGAAGUGCUUUCCGUCAUCGCGGAGCAGUUGAUGGUGUUGCGGAACGCCCGCUUGGCGGGGGCAACAAAGGUCAUGUUCGAAGGGCGUGCACUUCCUCUGAAGGACCAUCAUGUGGUGGUCACGAUGAAUCCAGGAUACUCCGGUCGAACAGAGCUUCCCAACAAUCUCCAGACGUGCUUUCGUCCUGUAGCGAUGAUGGUCCCGGACUACUCGCUCAUCUCCGAGAUUAUCCUCUACAGCGAAGGCUUUGCUCACGCGAAGGAGUUGAGCGCAAAGGUUUCCACGCUGGCGCACCUAUGCUCAGAGCAGCUGAGCCAGCAGCCUCACUACGACUUUGGCAUGCGCGCAGUGAAAUCAAUCCUUGUGUUUGCCGGUCAAGCCAAGCGACAACAGACGCAUGGCGCAAUGCAACCUGAAGAGGAUGUGCUCAUACAGGCGCUUUGUAGCAGCAACUUGCCGAAGCUGCUGGAACGCGAUACUCCUCUUUUCAUCGCGAUACUAGGAGACUUGUUUCCCCGCAAGGCACUGCCUCUUCCCUCGCACGACAUUCUCCACCGAGGAGUUGCUGCAGCGGCCAAGGAAAUGGGUCUACAACCAUUGGAGGAACAGAUGACAAAAAUUGAUCAACUUCAUGAGACGAUGGAGGUUCGCUUCGGAGUGGCUCUUGUGGGGCAUGCGGGCGCUGGUAAAAGUGCACUACUUCGACUACUAGCGGAAGGAUCCACUUGGCUCAGGGGCGAGGAACUGCAACAGAUUUCAAACGGCAACCAAGGGCUCGAAAAAGGAGUCACUGAGGCCCAUGCUACAAGCGGUACCAAUAUUGCGGUGGCCAACAAUACGACCUGGCUCCCGCCAGCUCGAGACAACAUGAAGGACGAGGAAAGUUCCGAGGGGCAAAGCGAGCAAGACCUGGAGGACAAGAUUCCAACAGCAUGGCCACAGAUUAAGAUAGGUGUGGUGAAUCCCAAGGCUAUCAGCAUCGGUGAGCUUUACGGGCAGUUCAACCCGUUUACAAUGGAAUGGAGGGAUGGAGUGGGAUCUAGCCUCAUGCGCCGUGCUGCAACUUUGGGCUCAAAGAUGAGUGCGGAAUACUGGAUCGUGUUCGAUGGCCCCAUCGACGUUGUGUGGAUCGAGGCCAUGAACACCGCGUUAGAUGACAACCGUACGUUGUGUCUAGCGUCCGGUGAACGUGUGAAACUCAACGUCGACAGCAUGCGUCUCCUUUUUGAAGUCGAGGACUUGGUUCAAGCUUCUCCUGCGACCGUCAGUCGACUAGGCGUGGUGUAUGUCCCGCGAAGAUGUGUUCCCCCCUGUGCGGCGUUCCGGACAUGGUUGGAUGGUCCCGAGCUCGGCGAACUCCUCGAUGGCAUCGGUGUUUCCCGCGCCAACAACAUUAGAGCUAGGCUUUCGGAGCUUGCACAAAAGCUCAUGUGGCCGACACUAGCGUAUAUGGCAGGACGGGGCGAUGCAGUGUUCCGAGAGGAGGUGGUCACACUACAGAAACAAGUUGUGUCUAUCCUGAUGCCCAUCGUCCAGGUUCAGCGAGUGCAGUCCUUGUGUGCUCUCUUCGAGGGCUUCAUUGCUCGCCAACGAGAGCUACACGCUCGCGCUGCCGAUUUCAUGGCAAACCAAGCAGCGAUGGACUCCCCCUCCUUCCCCCGGAAAGGUGCUACGGGUCCUGUCAGUGCGACAGAAGACUCUGGGGACGACGCUCUCGAGGGCAAUGUUGGUGGUGCUAAAGCAGCCGUUGGUGGAUUCGCUCCUUCGCACGGCGAAAUUGAUCAGACGUUUCUUUUUGCAAUGAUAUGGGGCCUCGGUGGGGGGCUGACUGGAGACCCGGCUCUUGCUUUUGACGUAUACGUCAGAGAUAUAGUUCAGACCUCUGGACUCUACAAUACUCUCAGUCUACCUCGAACUGGCAGUGUAUUCGAGUACUACGCGCACUUCUAUCCACCAGGACAGGGUGGAGCUCGGCCGUACGAAUGGCGCUCAUGGACUGUGGACGUCCCUUCUUUCGAAUACCAACCGAACGUACCUGUGUACGAAAUGAUGGUGCCCACGGCCAAGACCGAAUGUUACUCAUUCCUCUUGGAAACUAAUCUGGAAGCCGGCCGCCCAACGUUUCUGGCGGGCGCAAGUGGUACUGGCAAGACCAUGCUCGCAGCUCAUUUGUUCCAGCGGCAUUCGCACCUUCAACCCUCUCCAACCGCACCGGCGGUGGCGCAAGGGUCAACGAAGCUACCCUCUUCAAUGGUAGCUCGGCACAGGCCCUCGGCCUUAGAUGAAGACCCUACUUUGUGUCUCGAGUGGAGGUCACCGGAGCUUCUGCACUUCAGCGUUCAGGUGUCCGAAGGUGGUUUCUACGACCGAGAAAGACUGUUCUGGCGGAAGGUUCGGGAUACGGUUGUUACCGUUGCAGCUGCGCCGCCGGGUGGUGCUCGCAGUGCACCCCCGGCACGAUUUUCUCGCUUAUUCAGCGUGAUGUGCCUCCCCACUCAGUGCACGGCGUCCAACACGGCCAUAUUCGGGUCAAUUCUAAAGGGGUUCUUGGCGAAGGGUUUCUCGACAACAGUAGCAAACCUCAGUGACGGCCUCGUUUCAGCUACCCUGGAAGUAUACGGCAAGGUCGAACGGGAGAUGUUGCCGACGCCUUCGAGGCCACACUACACUUUUAACUUGCGUGACAUCAGCAAAGUGGUGCAGGGGAUUUUGCUGGUAAAGCAUCACAGUGUACAGGGUCCAGCUGGUAUGGUACGCUUGUGGAUGCACGAAAUGUCAAGGGUUUUCGGGGAUCGCCUGGCAGACCCGCCUCACCUCAUCGUUUUUGAGCAUAUGCUCAUCGAGGCUGUCGGGAGGCACUUCAAGAUGACUGGCCCUGGCUGGCAGCGCGAGGACUUAUUCGAGAUGCGGGACCCUAAACCGGGAGAAGACUUUGACCAGGGGGAAAGCCUCCUGUUGUUUAGCGACGUGCUCGGGACCGGGACGGUCGCAAGCGAAAGAUUGUACGAGGAAUGCUCAGACUUGCGACGAGUGGUGCGCCAACUCCGCCAUUAUCAGGAUGAAUGCAACAUCGGAGGGAACGGGGUGGAGAUGUCCCUCGUGUUUUUCCCCGACGCGGUGCGCCAUUUACUGCGCAUCUCAAGGAUACUUAGGCAACCAAGAGGAAACGCCAUGCUAAUUGGCCUAGCAGGAAGUGGGAGGGAGUCGUUGGUACAUCUCGCCACAAGUAUGGCUGGUUCUACGCUUGUUCGCGUAAACGUGACUCAUGACUACGGCAUCCAGAAGUUUGAGCAAGACCUCAAGAAUGCUGUUCUCACAGCUGGUAUUGACACCAAGCACACCGUUUUCUUGCUCAAGGAUGCCCAGAUUCUGGACGAAGCUAUGCUUGAAGAUAUCAACUGCUUGCUUGGUAGCGGGGAAGUGCCGAAUCUCUUCACACCAGACGAAGAAGCGGACAUCGUCAUCAGAGUGCGAGACGCUGUUCGGGCCACUGGGAAGCCCGACACUCGAGCGAGGUCCAUGGCUUUCUUCACGGCGCAAGUGAGAGAUCACCUGCAUAUUAUCCUUUGCUUGGACCCAUCUGGAGCGACCUUCCGUGAACGGAUCAGAAACUUCCCCAGCCUUGUCAACUGCAGCACAAUCGAUUGGUACAACGCCUGGCCAAAGACUGCUCUUCACUCUGUAGCUCACCGGGUUCUGACCGAGCUGGCCUUGGUGCCAUCGGGACCGCACGAAUGCGGGGUUGGGCCAAAAUUGGCCGCUGCCCUCAUAAGGACGUCGGUUGAGGUGCACGGAGGGGUCGAACCGGCGGCGGCGUCGUUCUUUUCGCAGCUAGGGCGUCGCAUUUAUGUUUCGCCGAAAUCUUUCCUGGAUUUCUUGCGAACGUUUCUGAACAUCUUACGAGACAAAAGAACGGCCCUGUCCACGAGGCUAGCAAGCCUGCAGGACGGUGUAGUAAAGCUGGAAGAAACAGGCCGCAUCAUCAAGGGGCUCAAGUGCGAAUUAACCGAGUUACAACCUCUUCUGGAGUCAAAAGCAUUGGAGGCGGAAGGACUUCUCGCUCAAGUUGACGAAGAGCGAAAAGAAGCGGAAGCCAUAAAGGAGAGGGUGGCCAAGGACGAAGCAGCUGUUGCCGCACGUCAAGAAGAGAUUUCGGUACUGCAGCAAGAGGCCCAAAAAAACCUGGACCAGGCUCUGCCGGCUCUUGAAGAAGCAAUCAAGGCUCUCAAUUCGCUCAAGCGAGACGACAUUAGUGAAGUUAAAAGCUUCCAGAACCCACCCCAGGCCGUUCAGACUGUCAUGAACGCCGUUUGCCUCCUCUUGUCAGAAGACCAGGACUGGGACAGCGCAAAACGCGUGCUCAGCCGAAAUUCUUUUAUGGACGAAUUGAGGAACUACAACAAGGACACCUUGAACACCGAGAGACGAAAGAGUCUGAAGCGCUAUGUGGACGACGAAAAUAUGAGCGUCGAUCGCCUCCGAAAAGUAUCUUUGGCGGCUGCGGGGAUGUGCAUGUGGGUGCAUGCGAUGGACCAGUAUGGAGAUAUAUUCGAAGAAGUGAAACCGAGAAUAGACACCGUCGAGGUAUUGAAUCAAGAGCUGGAACAAGCCAAUGACGUUCUCCGGACCAAGCGCAGCGAAGUGCACCGCAUCGAGGAAGAAGUGGCUCUCUUGAUGCAGAGUGGAGACGAUGCCAACCGAGAGAAAAUAGGCCUUGAGAACGAGGUUCAACGGUGUAUCCAACGCUUGGAUCGCGCGGAGAAGCUAACGUCGGGCCUGGAAGAGGAAAAUAAACGAUGGACAGCAACUGCCCAAGAUAUUCUAGACCACGAGGUGAACCUGACGGGUGACAUCUUCCUCAGCGCUGCCUUCGUGUCCUACCUGGGAGCCUUCACCGGUCCCUUCCGCAAUUCCUUGGUUGAAAGCUGGACGGUCAUUCUAAGGGACAAAGGUGUCCGUGUGUCCGACGGCUUUUCUGUCGCCCAGGUCCUGAUUACCCCGGUGGUCCUGAGAGAAUGGCAUCUACAGGGGCUCCCAAGCGAUAAGACCUCUGUGGACAGCGCAAUUGCAGCCACCACUGUGGCCACAGGAAGGUGGCCAUUGUUGAUCGAUCCUCAGAGGCAGGCGUGCCGUUGGCUGAAGAACAAAGCGGCUGCUCAAGAGAAUAUCUCGUCGACCGAGACCACCGCCGUCAGGAACGCCAGCCCCGAGGUCGAUGAGGGUUUGCUUUGCGCAAACGCUGGCAGCCCUUCGCUUCUGAGCAGCCUCCUACUGGCAGUUAGAGAAGGGAAGAGUCUUCUGGUUGAGGACAUUGAAACGAGCAUCGACCCUGUCCUGGAUCCGGUGCUUUGUCACAGGACCUUCUUGAAGGGAGGGCGCACGAUCCUGCCCCUGGGAGAUGUCGAGGUGGAGUACAAUAGCAAUUUCCGUUUGUACCUGACUACGGAGCUGCCCAAUCCACACUUCCAAGCCGACAUUGCUAUUCGGGUCAACCUCAUCAACUUCACCGUCACAAGACGUGGCUUGGAGGAGCAACUACUCGGCGAGGUAGUCACAUUGGAGCAACCUGAACUAGAAGAGCGUCAUCACGACCUGAUCACGAGUAUCGCCACGGAUCAAAAGCAGUUGUUGGACAUCGAAGACCAGAUUCUCAGACUCCUCAACGAGGCCAGCAGCGGAGUGGAAGUUCUCGAUGACGAGACCCUCAUUGCAACUCUCAGUAAAUCGAAGACAAUGAGUAAGGUGAUUGCCGAGCGCCUUGCCGACAGCAAGAGCACGAAACGGCAGAUUGAGGAAAGUCGGGAAGGCUACAGGCCAGUUGCAGUCCGCGGUUCCCUCCUCUACUUCACAGUCGCCGAGCUGUGCAGGGUUGACGUCAUGUACCAGUACAGCCUGGACUACUUUCAGCUUCUGUUCACGAACUGCAUCGUGGACACCUUGGACGCCGGAAACGGUGGACUACAAGCAAGGCUCCAGCUGCUCCUAGAGAAGAGCACGGAGGCUGUAUAUCGCGCGGUUUCGAGGGGGCUAUUCGAGCGCCACAAACUUCCGUUUGCGUUUAUGCUCUGCACCGGUAUCCUCCGGGCCAAGGGCGAUAUAACGAACGUUGAGUGGAUGCUUUUAUUGCAAGGAGCUGGACCGAACCUCCGCCGAAGGACCAGCCGAGGCCGGGAAAGUGACCAGAGAAGUAAUGUUAGCAAUCCGGACUCCAGCAUCUUAGAUGAGAGGAGUUGGAAAACGCUACAGCAAGCGGAGAUCGCCAUACCUUCCAUGAAGGGUAUCUGCAAGUCGGUAGCCGAAUCGUGGCCACAAUGGCAGGACUGGCGAGCAGAUGCUGCCGCCCAUAGGGCGCCGCUACCAUCGGGAUGGGAAGAAAAUCUGAACCGUUUCCAGAAGAUGAUCGUGGUUCGUGCCCUCGCAGAGGCAAACACUCAUGGCGCAGCGGCAGACUUGGUGGAGCAUCAUCUCGGGCGUGAGCUGAUUCGCCCCUCGGGAACAGCCGCUGGCGUGGAAGAGGUCUUCAUGGACGUCGACGAGAAAACUCCUUGCGUGUUCAUACUCUCUCGGGGGGCUGACCCCAUGGCCCUGCUAAUGAAAUUUGCUGCGUCUGUGGGCAUGGAUAACCAACUGGAAGUUACGUCCUUAGGCAAAGGGCAAGGUCCCCGAGCCGAGGAAGUGAUCAAGGUUGCUAGAGCGAGCGGUAGCUGGGUCAUGCUGCAGAACUGCCACCUAGCAUGCUCGUGGCUGCCCACCCUUGAUGGCAUAGUGAAGAGUCUUGGAAGCAGCUCAAGUCACUCCAAGCCCGGCUUCAGGUUGUUUUUGAGUGCAGCUCCAGUGCCAUAUUUCCCUGCUGGAGUUCUACAGCGGUGUGUCAAGAUCACAGAUGAACCGCCACGGGGCAUUCAAGCAAACCUACGGCGGACGUACAAUAUGCAGAUGUCGGGUAUCUUGCAGAGAGAGAAACAAGAGGGAAUUCAGCGGCCGCCAGAGUGGAAACGCCUUUUGUUUGGGCUGUGCUUCUUCCACGCCGUGGUCCAGGAAAGGAUUAAGUUCGGCCCCCUCGGCUGGAAUGUCACAUACAGCUUUGGAGAUUCCGACCUUGACGCAGCGUUCAAGCUCUUAGGCCGGUUUGUGGACGACCUCCACAUAGAUACAUCAACGGCGACUCUUGCUUCUCUGCCGGUAGAAAGCCUGGUGUACGUCACAGGAAACAUCACCUACGGUGGCUGGGUGACCGACGAGUGGGAUCGGCGGUGCCUUCUGGCGAUUCUAGACCACUUCUAUUCUGCAAGCAUUUUUGGGGAUGCGGUCCACAUGUACGGUGGAGUGAGUUCGAACCCCGAGCUGAGGGGGGGCAUGGAAAACGGAGACGGGCCUUCGAAGGUCAAAGCACGUCUGGUCCGUCGUUUGUCAGCAUCAUCUGCCAUGAUUGCCGCGGCGCCUGUCGAUGCCCCAGCCGAGAGUUACCUGGCCUACAUUGAACACAUACCUCCUGAGGAUGGUCCGCAGAUGUUCGGGAUGCACGCUUCGGCGGAUAUUUCUCUUCGUCUCAAGGAGAGCAAGGCGCUUUUGGACGCGAUUCUUGCGCUUCAACCGAGGGAUUCGAACUCCUCGGCGGGGCAACGCCCCGACGAUGUCGUUUUGGCAGUGACGCAAGAGCUGAUGGCGAGAAUACCGGGAUGCUUGACACAUCGCAAGGAGGGGGCUGUGAACCAUCUUACAAGACGCGGAUCAAGCGUAGAACCUGGAGCAUCGAACACUGACAGCUUGGUGACGGUGUUGAUUCAAGAGCUCGACAACUGCAACUCCUUGCUCGAGAUCGUUCGCACAACCGUGGAACAGCUCGUCUUAGCUGUCAAGGGGGAGAUAGUUAUGAGCUCCGAGCUUGACAUGGUGUACAGCCAAUUCCUGGUCAAUCAAGUCCCGGCCGAAUGGCGUCGGCGAGGGUUUGCGAGCCUCAAACCUCUGGGGUCGUGGAUGAAAGACUUGCGAUGGCGUGUGAGGUUUUUCGAGCUGUGGCUAGAACGUGGAAAUCCCUAUGCGUUCUCCCUGCCGGCGUUCUUUUUCCCACAGGGCUUCUUGACCGCGGUACUACAAAACCAUGCGCGAAAGCACGCGGUGCCGGUCAACCUUCUUGGCUUCAAGUUCGACAUUCCCGACAUUAUGCAACCAGAGGAGGCCAAGAACCACCCUUCUGAUGGUGUGUUCGUAUACGGCAUGCACAUAGAAGGCGCUUCGUGGGACCACGCAACCAAGCGCCUAUGCGAUCCAAGGCCAGACCAGAUGCGGGCACCAGCGCCAAUUGUGCAUUUUUUACCCGAAACCGACCACGAGCCCAAUCCCGCGGACUACAUCUGCCCUACGUACAAGACAUCGGCACGGAGAGGAGAGCUUUCUACCACCGGCAUAUCCACCAACUUUGUGGUAGCCGUUGAACUCCCCACCAAUAUGCCGGUUCGACAGUUUAUUCUUCACGGCGCCGCUAUGCUGUUGUCGCUGGAGAGUUAG